Messenger RNA from Camellia sinensis, 3358 nucleotides. RefSeq names its product CRM-domain containing factor CFM3, chloroplastic/mitochondrial. NCBI's taxonomy places the organism in Eukaryota, Viridiplantae, Streptophyta, Magnoliopsida, Ericales, Theaceae. Gene Ontology annotation, biological process: RNA splicing, via transesterification reactions. The record is from RefSeq and is a predicted model, not a curated record. Gene Ontology annotation, molecular function: mRNA binding.
UCCCCUCUUCAUCGUCCUCCUCACCUUGCCGAUUGGCGCCGCCGUUAGGCUUUCCGGCAUUGCUUUUCCGCUCACCGCCGCAUCUUCUUCCCGAUUAGGUCCAUUUAGAAAGGAACCGGACCGCCAACCAGGUUGAAGCCACCGGGAUUUUUUUGACUGAACCGCCGGGUUUUUGUGAACCACAAGUCGGCUGUGAUUUGCAAAUUAGCCAAUCCUCCAUCCGUGGUUUGGUUGUGUUUUUAUCUAUAAACCGCACUGAACUGCCUCGUGCACACCCCUAGUGCUACCCGACUCAUGGUCCUUCCGUUCCAUGAGUACAGAGUUCAUAUCCUGUUGAGUUGAAUGGAGAUUGGAGAUGUUGGUUCACUGCAUUCCAAAUCAAUGGGAACUAGAGUGGACAAAACUAUUUCAACUAGUAUACAUACAAAGGCCUGUGUCUAAACAUCAUUGUCGCUAUGGCACUCACACAAUUUUCUUUGAAUUAUUACUUCCCAAGUUCCAGUUGCUAUUCUUCACCGUCUCUAAGCUUUCUCCUAUUUCACCCACAAACCCAAUCUUCAAAUAGUUUCAGAUCUCUGAAGUUCAGAGUGUCUUGUUCUCAACAGACCAUUCAACUUGAAACCCCACAAGACAACUCCACAAAGAGGAAGAGAAAGCCAAGACCAAGUUUCUUUGAUCAAAUUCGCGACAAAUGGUCUAUGAAAACCCCGUCCUUGAGAGAGAAACUUCCAUGGCAAGAACAAGAACAGAAACAGAGCGAACCAAUUGAAGACGAUGAAGAAGGUCAGUGCCAUCAGUCGUUUGGGGUUACUGUAAUUGAGUCAGAACCUGAUAAGGACCCUUCAGUGAGUGACCUGAGUUUUGUUCCCACUAAUCGUGUAGUUCCAGCUCCUUGGAUUCAUGGAAGCAAACCCAACAAAUCCCAGUUUGGUUCUGUUUCCAAAAAUUUACAAGACAGUUGUGAAAACGACAAAACGAUUGAUGAGUUUCACAAUCACUGCGAAGACAAUGUUUUGAGUAAUGUUGCUCGAGAAUCAGAGAAUUUGGAAACUCAAGUUAAUUUUGAUGGCAAAUUUAAUUAUAGAGGAGUUGUUGACACUAAUGACACCCCAAUUGAGUUAACCGAGAAGAAGGUGGCAUUACCGAUUGAGGACAUCAAAAGGGUCUCUUUUGAUGGGAAGUCGUUCAGUUUUGAUCAGGAAGGUCAUAGUUUUGACGGUUCCAGUGGUAAGAUUGAUUCAAUGACAUUACCGUGGGCGAGAAAGAGUGAUUUGGGAUCUGUAGAUGGUGAUAGGUUGAGGAAGAGAAACACAAUCCUGCCGGAGAAAUUAAUACCAGAAAACGAAUUGAAGAGGCUUAGGAAUGUGGCUUUGAGGAUGGUAGAGAGGAUCAAAGUUGGAGCUGCCGGUGUUACGCAGGCAUUGGUGGACUCCAUCCAUGAGAAGUGGAAGGAAGAUGAAGUGGUGAAAUUAAAAUUUGAAGGGCUUCCUACACUUAACAUGAAAAGGAUUCACGAAACUCUAGAGAGUAGAACUGGAGGCUUGGUAAUAUGGAGAUCGGGAAGUUCAGUUGUGGUAUACAGGGGAAUGACCUAUAAGCUUCCUUGUGUUCAAUCAUAUACCAAACAGAAUCAAGUUAAUACAAAGAGUUUGCAUUCUUCAAAAGAUAUAGUGGGUGAUCUUCCUCCGAGAAUUGGAUUGAAGGAUUCUGUUAGAACAACAGAAUCAUUGGUUUCCAAUUCUGCAAGAUAUUUGAAGGAUUUAUCUGAAGAAGAAAUAAUGGAUUUAAGUGAGCUCAACUAUCUAUUAGAUGAGCUAGGUCCACGAUUUAAAGAUUGGUCAGGCCGCGAACCAUUGCCUGUUGAUGCUGACUUGCUUCCUUCUGUGGUUCCUGGAUACAAACGCCCGUUCAGACUACUUCCUUAUGGAACAAGACAUGGUUUAAGAGAUAAGGAUAUGACAUUUUAUCGGAGAACUGCAAGAACAAUGCCUCCGCAUUUUGCCCUUGGAAGAAGCAGAGAACUGCAAGGUCUGGCGAUGGCUAUGGUGAAGCUAUGGGAAAGAAGUGCCAUUGCCAAGAUAGCCAUCAAACGUGGUGUACUAAAUACUUGUAACGAAAGGAUGGCAGAAGAACUCAAGAUAUUGACAGGUGGAACACUGUUGUCGAGGAACAAGGAUUAUAUUGUGUUUUAUAGGGGUAAUGACUUUUUGCCUCCUGUUGUGACAAAGACAUUGGAUGAAGCUCAGAAACUAGCAGCAUUGCAACAAGAUGAGGAAGACCAAGCACGGUGGAAGGCAUCGACCUUGAUUCAUUCAAAUACCAAAGCCAAUAAUGGCCUUCUUGUUGCGGGAACACUUGCUGAGACCAUGGCAGCGACCUCACAAUGGGGAAACCAACCUAGCAGCCAAGAUAUAGAGAAAAUGAAGAGAGAUGCAGCUGUGUCUAGACAUGCUUCACUGGUCAGAUAUCUUGAGAAGAAGCUUGCUCUUGCAAAGGGAAAGAUCAAAAAGGCUGAGAAGGCUUUGGAAAAAGUGCAGAAGGCUCUGAAACCAGCAGAGCUCCCUACUGAUUUAGAAACCAUUAGCGACGAGGAGAGAUUUUUAUUUCGUAAGAUUGGCCAGAGUAUGAAACCAUUUUUGCCUCUAGGGAGGCGAGGAAUGUUUGACGGUACAAUAGAAAAUAUACACUUGCACUGGAAGUAUAGAGAGCUAGUGAAGAUAAUUGUGGAAAGAAAAAGCCUUUCACAAGUCAAGCAUAUUGCAGUCUCUCUUGAGGCUGAGAGUGGUGGUGUGCUAGUCUCUUUAGAUAAAACAACUAAGGGGCAUCUGAUUAUACUCUACCGUGGGAAGAACUACCAACGUCCCCGUGCAAUGAGGCCCAGGAAUCUCUUAACGAAAAGGCAGGCAUUAGCUCGGUCAAUUGAACUCCAGAGACGUGAGGCACUAAAGUAUCAUAUCUCAGACGUAACACAGAGCAUUGAGAAACUAAAGUCCGAGCUAGAAGAUAUGAAGGCUGUCGAGGAGAUUGAUGAGGAAACUUUCUACUCAAGGGUGGAUAAUGCAUCCUCUUCUGAUGAUGAGAUGGAAGAGGACGAAGAUGAAGACGAAUAUGAAGAUGAAGAGGCAUACCUUGAAAUAUAUGACAGUAGCAAUGAGGAUAGUGACAUAUAAAACAAAGAGAACCUAUUACUUUUGCAAUUUGCUAGUCAUAAGAAAGUGAAAUUUUGUUUGCCAUCACUGUAGGAACAUUUACUCCUUAAAUACAUGUAACUGUUACUGUAGAUAGAGGGCGCAAUCAAACCUGUUGCUUGUAUAACUGAAUUUUUCGCUGUAAAUUAUGGCUGUAGUUUCAUGUAUCA